This is a messenger RNA of Lachancea lanzarotensis, 2148 nucleotides long. Its product is annotated as LALA0S12e01046g1_1. The transcript has a single exon. Lineage: Eukaryota; Fungi; Ascomycota; Saccharomycetes; Saccharomycetales; Saccharomycetaceae. The record is from RefSeq and is a predicted model, not a curated record. Gene Ontology annotation, molecular function: metalloexopeptidase activity; dipeptidyl-peptidase activity. The coding region runs from base 1 to 2148 and encodes 715 amino acids. Gene Ontology annotation, cellular component: cytoplasm. Gene Ontology annotation, biological process: proteolysis.
AUGUUUCAACGAAGCACCGGUGUCAUUGCAAGACUUUGUUUCAGAAAUCUCAACUCCAGAACCCUUUCAACUAUGGUCAACAAAACCUAUCUCGCCGAUCACAAGGCUCCAAUGAUUAUGUUGAGUGCUAAGGACUUUUUUGCGCAGCUCACUGGGGAAGAAAAACUGUAUGCUCACUACAUGUCCAAAGCAUCGCAUGCCGGGUCUAGGGUUAUUCUCAGACAAGUUUCGCACGAGAGUGAGAGCAUUUUCGAUCUGGUUUUGCAGAUCCAUGGUGGAUUGAAGGGUAAGUAUCCCAGUGGAGAGCCGUUUGAGUUUUACAUGGAGUACGUGGCUCAAUUCCUCUCGAACCUGGGGAACUACAAGUCAUUUGGGGAUUUAAAGUUCGUUCCGCGAUGCUCCACGGAUUUCUUUCUUGAUUUGUUGAAACUGGCCAACAUUGACAAGACAGUGAAACCAGUCACCGCCUCUUGUCCCUAUGGUACUUGGGAAGAGCUUGUGCGGAAAGGUGUGUACGACGUGGACGACAAGAGUGCCCUUUUGGGAUUUCCUUCUGAGGGCCACCAUUCUUCUUACUAUUUUGGUGACGUCUCUCCCGCAGACAUGCGGCUUAUCAAAGACGAAGUGUUUGCGAAAUUGAAGAUUCUACCUGAGAAUACCAGAGUGCGUAAAAAUAACAACACGUUUGAAAUCCUUGUGGCCUCAGAAGCCACUUCAAACACAGUGUCCCGGUAUCCUGAUGAGCCAGUUUCUUUAAGCAACGGUUCCCAAGCGAUUUUCAAGUUUGGUGAUCAUUCUCGCGAAAUGGCCAACAUCGCACAUUAUCUCGAAAAAGCUCGCGGUCAUGCCGCGAAUGAAACACAGGAGAAAAUGCUGGGUCAAUACAUUGAUCAUUUCAAGAGCGGUUCCUCCAAUGCCCACAAAGAGUCUCAAAAGCUCUGGGUGAAGGAUUUGUCUCCUGUUAUUGAGACCAACAUCGGCUUCAUUGAGACCUACAGAGAACCUUCCGGGAUAAUUGGCGAGUUUGAAUCGCUUGUGGCUAUCACAAACAAGAAGCGGACGGAGAAGUUUUCUAAAAUGGUUCAAAAUGCUGGAAAAUUCAUUUCCCUUUUGCCUUGGGAUAGCGCUUUCGAAAAACCAAAAUUCCAACCCCCAGACUUCACGUCUUUAGAAGUUCUCACUUUUGCAGGCAGCGGUAUACCUGUUGGGAUCAAUAUUCCAAACUACGAUGAUGUGAGAUUGAAUGUAGGUUUCAAAAAUGUGUCACUUGGAAAUAUCUUGAGCUCGUCAUUGGGUUCCAAGACUCCGAUAACAUUUGUCAGUGACGACGACCGUCAGGUUUUGGACAAGUACCAAAGUGAUUCUUUUGAAGUGCAAGUUGGAAUUCAUGAGCUGUUGGGGCACGGUUCUGGUAGACUGCUCAGCGAGCUAGAAGACGGAACCUUCAAUUUUGACAAAGAGCACCCUCCCUUGGGUCUCGACGGAAAGCCCGUGAGUACAUUUUAUAGGAAGGGCGAGACCUGGGGAUCGAAGUUCGGACAAUUGGCCGGAGCAUUUGAGGAAUGUCGCGCAGAGGUUAUUGCCAUGUACCUCAUUACAAAUCGCGAACUGCUAGAAAUAUUUGGUUUCAAGACGAAAGAAGAUCAAGACAACAUUAUUUACGCCGGAUUUCUGCAGAUGGCUCGUGCUGGUCUGCUUUCACUGGAAUUUUGGGAUCCCUCUACAGCAAAAUGGGGUCAGCCUCACAUGCAGGCAAGAUUUUCCAUCAUGAAGACGUUUUUAAAGCACACGAGUGACGACAAGUUCUUCGAGCUACUUCACACUAAAGAUGAUUUUUCAGAUCUGCGUCUCAAACUGGACCGCUCGAAGAUUGAGACCGUUGGACAUGCUGCGCUCAAGGACUACUUGACACAUCUUCAUAUAUACAAAUCUUCCGGAGACGUUGACGCUGGCAGCAAAUACUUCAUUGACAGAAGCACUGUCGAUCCAGACCUGGCCCAGUACAGACAAAUCGUUCUUGACAAAAAGUUGCCAAGAAGACAGUUUAUUCAGGCAAACACAGUCUUUGAGGGUAAAGAAGUGACACUCAAAGAGUACGACAACACGCCUGAAGGCAUCCUCAAUUCAUUCCUUGAGAGAGAGGUGUGA